AUGCUGGAGCUGGGCUCAUGUUCUGAAACUGAGGCCGACAUCCAAGACAAGCCACGGCAGAUUUGUAUAGGACAGGUGCCACUGGAGGUGGUGAACAAGGCUCGGGCAUCUUUUAAUCGUGUGGAGCUCACGAAGAGCUCUAUGAUUGCAGUAAGUCCCCAAGAGAGACUUGCCUUAGCUCAUGAGACUGAGGUUGGUGAGGUGAGCGACAGUGCCAGCUGCGGGGCAAGUGGUGGGGCUACCGGAGGGCUGGGCGAGGCGAGCAGCGGCAACGUUCCACUUUCCGGGAGCAACAGUCUUAAACAAAGUGCUGCACCGGCAUUGGAUGGUGACAUUCGAAAGAUGAUGAAGUCUGCAAAGGUUCAAUGUCUGGAUGAUGCAGUGGCCGAGUUCUUCUACAUUGAAAAUAUCCCUUUCAACACCAUUCGAAGGCCAAAUCUGAGGAAGUUGCUUCAAGCUGCUAUCGACUUCAGCCCUGGAGCUCUUGCACAGAUGAUGGGAUAUGAGAAGCUGCGGAGUACACAGCUAAAGAAGCUUUAUGAUAGUGUCAAUGCUCGACUUGAUCCAAUCUGUGAGGGGUGGAGAAGAUAUGGAGUUAGCAUUGUCACUGAUGGCUGGUUUGACAACUGUAGCCAAUCCUUGAUCAACUUCAUGGCCUCCAACGUCCAGGGUUCGGUUUUCUUGAAGUUUGUAGAUUCCGAGGGCAGAACAAAGAUGGGAGAGUGGAUUUGGGUCGAGUUGAAGAAAGUGAUUCAAAAAGUUGGUGAAGAAAAUGUUGUUCAAGUGAUCACUGACAAUGCAUCAAACUAUGUGCAAAUGGGAGAACUCAUGACAGCUAAGUAUCCUCACAUUCUCCACAGCCGGUGUGUGUGCCAUGUCUUGGACCUUCUCUUCGAAGACAUCGGGAGCUUGUCGUGGGUACAACCACUAGUGAAAGGCUGCAACGAGGUGGUAACUUUUAUCACCAAAAAACCUCGUGUUUUGGCUUUGUUUCGGAAGCUGAGCAAUCAGGAUCUCAUCAAGCCGGUGAGCACAAGGUUCACUUACAUGUUUCUAGUGAUGUCUCAGCUCCUAAAUCUAACGACCUUGGAGGCAUUGAAGGAGAUGGUUGUGAGCUCCGAGUGGCGGCGAUUGGACGUCACAAAGACCGCCAAAGCCCAGCGCAUUCAAACUCGGAUCUUAGAAGAGACUCUAAACUCUUUUUGGACUAGGUGCCAGCACUUGUUGGUGCUGCUUGGACUGCUCCUCAAGGUCUUGAAGCUUGUGGACUGGGAGGGGGCAACUUCCAGUCUCAUUUUCGAGGCUAUGGACCGGAUGAAUGAGAAGCUUUCAGAGGCUGUUGAGACUGGGAUUUUAGCCGAGGAAGAGGUUGAGGAGAUCAACAGGUUCAUGAUGGAGGAUCAUGGCGAGGGAGGCCAGAAAGCAGCUCGUUGGUUCCAGAUGCAUUCGAUCUUGCAUGGAGCUGCUUUUGUUUUGAACCCAACUUUUCUUCAUCUCCCUCUCGACCAAGAGGCUCAGGAAGAUUUUGUGGAGUACCUAAAGUUGUAUUGCAAAGGAGUGUGA
This is a messenger RNA of Selaginella moellendorffii, 1563 nucleotides long. RefSeq lists its product as uncharacterized. The record is from RefSeq and is a predicted model, not a curated record. Lineage: Eukaryota; Viridiplantae; Streptophyta; Lycopodiopsida; Selaginellales; Selaginellaceae. The transcript is spliced from 2 exons. The coding region runs from base 1 to 1563 and encodes 520 amino acids.